UGCUUCUUGGUUUCCAAAGAAAAUGGCAGAAGCAGCAGCAGAGCCUCCCGGGCAGCUUGUUGUGCACUCAGGCACUCACAGUGACGCUGUCCUGGCCAGCUUGGAGGACCAGAGGAAGAAGGGCUUUCUCUGUGACAUCACUUUAAUCGUGGAGAAUGUGCAUUUCCGGGCCCACAAAGCCUUACUGGCGGCCAGUAGUGAAUACUUCUCCAUGAUGUUUGCUGAAGAGGGGGAGAUCGGCCAGUCCAUUUAUAUGCUGGAGGGCAUGGUGGCCGACACAUUUGGUAUCCUGCUGGAGUUUAUCUACACGGGUUAUCUCCAGGCCAGUGAGAAGAGUACAGAACAAAUCCUGGCGACUGCUCAAUUCUUAAAAGUCUACGACCUGGUAAAGGCUUACACGGACUUUCAGAAUAACCAUAGCUCCCCAAAGCCAGCGACGUUGAACACAGCUGGUGCUCCAGUGGUGGUUAUUUCUAAUAAGAAAAAUGAUCCGCCGAAGCGGAAACGGGGAAGACCAAGAAAAGUCAACAGUUUGCCAGAGGGGAAAUCGGAACUGGCUGCGGAGGAAGAAAUACAGCUGAGAGUGAACAACUCAGUUCAGAACAGACAAAACUCUGCGGUUAAAGAGGGAGACAGUGGGGUACUGAAUGAACAGACCGUAGCGAAAGAAAUAGAAGAAUCUGAGCCUGCUUGUGAGCCAGGUAGAGGGGAGGGAACUCCCGCUGAAAAAGAUGAGAACUGUGAUCCUAAGACCCAAGAUGGGCAGGACCACCAGACUCGGUACAGCAAGCGGAGGAUUCAGAGAUCCAUCAAACUGAGAGAUUACAAACUUGUUGGGGAUGAAGAAGAUCAGGGGUCAGCCAAGAGGGUCUGUGGAAGGAGAAAGCGCCCCAUUGGCCCUGAGGCCCGUUGUAAAGACUGUGGCAAAGUCUUCAAGUACAAUCACUUUUUAGCAAUCCACCAGAGGAGCCACACGGGGGAGCGACCUUUCAAAUGCAAUGAGUGUGGAAAAGGCUUUACCCAGAAGCACUCCCUACAGGUCCACAGCCGGAUUCACACAGGCGAGCGGCCAUACACCUGCACUGUGUGCAGCAAGGCUCUCACCACCAAGCACUCGCUGCUGGAGCACAUGAGCCUGCACUCAGGACAGAAGUCUUUUACCUGUGAUCAGUGUGGAAAAUAUUUCAGCCAGAAAAGACAACUAAAGAGCCAUUACCGAGUCCAUACAGGCCACUCAUUACCGGAAUGCAACCACUGCCAUCGCAAAUUCAUGGACGUGUCUCAACUAAAGAAACACCUACGAACACACACAGGUGAGAGGCCAUUUACGUGUGAAAUCUGUGGCAAAUCUUUCACAGCAAAGAGUUCUCUUCAGACCCACAUCAGAAUCCAUCGAGGAGAGAAGCCGUACUCCUGUGGCAUAUGUGGCAAAUCCUUCUCUGACUCCAGCGCCAAGAGGAGACACUGCAUUCUGCACACGGGCAAAAAGCCUUUCUCCUGCCCUGAGUGUAACUUACAGUUUGCUCGUUUAGACAACCUGAAGGCUCACUUGAAAAUCCAUAGCAAAGAGAAACAUGUAGCGGAUGCCAGCAGCAUUUCCAGCAAUAAUAAUACUGAAGAGGUCAGGAAUAUUCUUCAGCUGCAGCCGUAUCAACUCUCUACCUCCGGAGAGCAAGAAAUACAGCUUCUUGUAACCGAUUCUGUACAUAACAUCAAUUUCAUGCCUGGUCCCAGCCAAGGAAUCAGCAUCGUCACUGCAGACAGUUCCCAGAGCAUGACUGCAGACCAGGCUGCUAAUCUCACGCUGCUCACACAGCAGCCAGAACAAUUACAGAAUUUAAUUCUUUCAGCUCAACAGGAGCAAACGGAACACAUCCAGAACCUCAGUGUGAUUGAAAGCCAGAUGGAACCCUCGCAGAGCGAGCCAGUGCACGUAAUCACACUUUCCAAGGAAACCCUGGAGCAUCUGCACGCCCACCAAGAGCAAACAGGGGAGCUCCAUUUAGCAAGUGCUGCACAUCCGGCUCCGCACCUGCAGCUGACGCAGGAGUCUGCUCCGCCACCACCCAGCCCCCACGUGCCACAGCCCACACCGCUGAGCCAGGAGCAGAGCUGACCUAGAAACACGUUUGACUGCUCUGCUGCUCUCUUCUCCCUAUGCCAGCUAUACCUGGAUUGUGGGCUUGACGUCAGGCUUCCUGAAAUGCUUACAGGCCCUUGCAGAGAUGUAGCCAGCUGUUAGCUAUAAUGCUUUCCACCCAGGCAGCAAGAUGUGUGUAUCAUGUCCUAUAUAUAGUACUGAUAGAGAUUUAGCAUUUUACUAUUGACGAGUGGUUUUCAUUUCAUCUACUACAUCUCAUUAAGACUUGGGUAAUUUUUCUUUGGGAUAUCAAUUUAGACUUUUCUGUAAGUACUAAAAGCUCACAGCCAUAGGUUCUUGUCUUGCUGACCUUUCCAGUUACAUUAUUUUUUUAGGGCAAGGAAGUCAUAUGUUGAAUUAGGUAGAAUGGCUGGUUCCACUUCCUUAUUUCUCAUAGGCAACACUAUUGCCUCUACAAGACAAGUCGAACUCCCAGACCUGCAAAGAUACUUGAUCUUCAUAAUGAAGUUAAAGCUUUCUUAAUUGUCCUGGAAUAAUUUUAUUCGACAUAAUUUGUGUUAAAUAUACUGAAUUGUAAUUGACCUCUGAAGAUGUUGACCUGUGUAUUAUGUCUGAUAAAUUUCUGGAUAGGAACUUAUAAGCUAUUUUUAUUGCAAAGUAGGUUAAAUUCCAUAAAAUGGGCACAUUAUUUUUAAAAAUAAAUAUUUCUUAUCUUAAAAUCAUUGAGCCUCAGAGAAUUAGUAGCCAACAUAUAUCUGUAAUUAUUAUAUGACUUUAGAUAAUAGUCAAAAGAUUAAAUUAUGCUUGGGUUAGAUUUUCCCAAUCCAGCAUAUUUUAUUGACUACUUGGACUGCUUUCUCUCAAGUAAGUUAGUAGUGAAUUUUUGAGAAACGAAGUGGGCACUGGUAUAUUUAAGUUAAUGCUGGUGGAGAGUAGGGGUGAUUUACCCUAAAAUUAACAGGAUCAUCACAUCACCUGUUUUCUUAUUUUAGACACCUUUGAUUUCCACCUGAAUCAAAUUAAGUUUGGAGGUUAAAGUAAUACAGAAUUGCUCAGGUUUGAGAGGAGGUGAAAGCAUUUUUCAAACAUAUUUGCCAAAAUAUGUGUUAUUAUAUAUAAUUGACAAAAUGAUUUAUAUGUAUCAACCAAAGUAUCUUAAAGUUCGAUGACUGUAUCCAAAGUAAAUGUUAAAUCAGACCUGACUAGAGCAGAAGUAUUUUUGCAAAUAUAGUUAUGCCUUAAAUAUUAUUUCAGGUUCUCACCUUAGUUAUUUAAACUGUUUACUUAAACCUUAUUCUUAAAAUGCAAAGCCUUUCCCAGCUGUUCAAAGCCUACUGGCCCACGUUUUCUCCAGGAUAUAAAUAGUAUUCAAGUAAAUGAAUUUUUAACUACUCA
This is a messenger RNA of Myotis davidii, 3496 nucleotides long. RefSeq names its product zinc finger and BTB domain containing 24 (gene ZBTB24). The coding region runs from base 23 to 2116 and encodes 697 amino acids. Gene Ontology annotation, biological process: regulation of transcription by RNA polymerase II. The transcript is spliced from 6 exons. Lineage: Eukaryota; Metazoa; Chordata; Mammalia; Chiroptera; Vespertilionidae. Gene Ontology annotation, cellular component: nucleus. The record is from RefSeq and is a predicted model, not a curated record. Gene Ontology annotation, molecular function: DNA-binding transcription factor activity, RNA polymerase II-specific; protein binding; RNA polymerase II cis-regulatory region sequence-specific DNA binding.